AUGUAUUCUGAACUUAAUUCGUUAUCACUAGUCAAUUUUCAAUCAGAAACACUUUUACAACAUUUAACAGAUGAUACUAUACUUCUUUGUCUUCUUACUGAUCAAAUCACAUAUCUUACAGUCGAUAUUACUGAUAAAAUACGUGAAAUACCUGAUGAAAAUGAAUUAAACAUGUUUACAUUGAUACCAUCUAUUAGUACAUGUUUAAUUGAUUUGACAUUUACUCACGGCACAGAAAUUUCAUUUUCUAAUCUACCAUCAACAAAUUGUGUAUCUUCUUGA
Messenger RNA from Rotaria sordida, 282 nucleotides. The record is from the annotation of a GenBank genome assembly. Lineage: Eukaryota; Metazoa; Rotifera; Eurotatoria; Philodinida; Philodinidae.